Molecule: messenger RNA, 1749 nt
Organism: Nakaseomyces glabratus
Lineage: Eukaryota; Fungi; Ascomycota; Saccharomycetes; Saccharomycetales; Saccharomycetaceae
Gene: PPZ1
Product: salt homeostasis regulator
Cellular component (GO): cytoplasm; nucleus
Molecular function (GO): protein serine/threonine phosphatase activity
Source: RefSeq, a predicted model, not a curated record
AUGGGGAACACAACUUCAAUUGAGAGUAAGAUAGAUUUCGGACAGAACAGGCAUGUGAAGCCGCAUUUGAAAAACAAUAAUCACGUGGAUGAUAUUUACAAAAGGGAUACCUUACCGCCGUCUAUGGCACAAAUGGAACCUAGAUCACCAAUCCUGGUUGUGAAUGGUAAGCACUUAACUGAUAUCAAGGAAAUAGCAAAUAUCAGCUCACAGAUACCGGAAACAAUGAUGGCUGCCAAUGCUGAAGCUGCAUCACUUCAGGAAUCAUUAUCCAAUGAAGAGAGAGCUGCUUAUUUGCCAACUUUUAGCAAAAGUAGUUCGUAUGUAUCUUCUCUACACAGUAGAAAAUCGUCUUUGCUUUCUAAUUCUACUACACUAGGGACCCCUGCAACUUCGCCAGGCUUAAACGAGUCGUCUUCCUCAUUGGCCAACGACUAUUUUGCAUCUAAAAGGAGACCCUCGCUACCAGAUCAAACCUUGGGCCAACACCUAACUCGACCCUCUUUGCUCGACAGCCACAGAUCUUAUUCUAGCGACAAUUGCUUGUCCACUAUUAACUCUAACUCAACAGAGCUCCAGAACACCACUACGCAUCACAAUGACAGACUAAGAGAUAUUUUUCCAUUUUCCCGACCAAAAUCACCAAAUGGCUUUGAAAUACGGAUUCCAUUAUCUUCUGAUGAUGUAUCAUCCAGCUCUGAGAGUAAACUGUCUUUACACAGGCAUCACAGCUCAAAAGAUAUUCCUGGUGAUCAAACAGGUUAUGUUAUGAUCAACGGAAAACGGAAGAAACAAGUCAACAUCGAUGAAGCUAUACAAAGAUUACUAGAUGUUGGCUACUCAGGCAAGAAAAACAAGGCCUUUUGCCUGAAAAACUCCGAGAUAAUUCAAAUUUGCAUACAAGCACGCGAAGUAUUCUUAAAUCAACCGGCGUUGCUGGAAUUAUCAGCUCCCGUGAAGAUAGUGGGGGACAUUCAUGGCCAAUUUCAAGAUCUUCUGCGGCUAUUCACAAAGUGCGGGUUCCCGCCUUCAUCAAAUUUCCUGUUUCUAGGAGAUUAUGUGGACAGAGGAAAACAGUCACUAGAGACCAUAUUAUUAUUGCUAUGCUAUAAGAUCAAGUAUCCAGAAAACUUUUUCCUGUUGCGCGGAAACCACGAAUGUGCAAAUGUAACGAGGGUUUAUGGUUUCUACGACGAGUGUAAACGUCGUUGCAAUAUCAAAAUAUGGAAAUAUUUUAUAGACACAUUUAAUACAUUACCAUUGACAGCUAUUGUAGCGGGUAAAAUAUUUUGCGUUCAUGGUGGGCUUUCCCCCGUGCUAAAUACCAUGGAUGAAAUUAGAAAUAUGUCAAGACCUACAGAUGUUCCAGAUUUUGGUUUAAUAAACGAUUUGUUGUGGUCUGAUCCUAUUGAUUCGCCAAAUGAAUGGGAGGAUAAUGACCGAGGUGUGAGUUACUGCUAUAACAAAGUGGCAAUUAAUAAAUUCAUUAAUAAAUUUAACUUUGACUUAGUAUGCAGAGCUCACAUGGUCGUAGAGGAUGGCUAUGAGUUUUUUAACGACCGAACAUUGGUUACUGUAUUCUCUGCACCAAACUAUUGUGGCGAAUUUAAUAAUUGGGGGGCAGUAAUGUCAGUCAGCCAGGAGCUACUUUGUUCUUUUGAGCUACUGGAUCCGUUGGAUAGUAACUCUCUAAAACAGGUCAUGAAGAAGGGGAAACAAGAACGUGAUCUUGCAAACUCAUUUGAUUAA